AUGGGUCUUCUACAAGAUGGGAAACUGAACAAGGAAGAAAAUGGUCGUCUAGGCCUCUUUUAUAAGGGCCUACAGAUGCCAGCCACCCUCCACAGAAACUCUGCUUUACAGAAAACCAUCUUGGCCUGCCUCCUUGUUCUUGCCAUUAGUGUGACACUGUCCCAUGCUCAAUGCUUCUUUCAGCCAAUGAAGCCCGAUGAAGGUAGCACAGGCUGCCGUGACUCAGAUGGAGUGCUGCGUAAGUUUGGUUCCAGCUGGAGGAACGCAGACUGCUAUGAUUGCUCCUGUUCCAGAGACGGAAUCGACUGCUGCGCCAGCUUUGGAACGCCAGUUGGCUUCGAUGAAAAGAAGUGUGAAAAGAUUUUCAACAAGGAGACCUGCACUUAUAAAGUAGUGGAGAAAGAUGAUCCCUCCAAAGAAUGCCCAUUCAAUGCAGUGGUGGCCUAACAGAGGAUUAUGGAUUUGGAUGAUGGGUUUUUUGUUUGUGUUAAGGGUUCUCUCGUAAAUUCAAAAACACUGAA
Messenger RNA from Phalacrocorax carbo (great cormorant), 521 nucleotides. Lineage: Eukaryota; Metazoa; Chordata; Aves; Suliformes; Phalacrocoracidae. The record is from RefSeq and is a predicted model, not a curated record.